UUGGUUCAAGCUCAUUGCUGUGAGGAGCACGGGCGCUGGCUCACACGCGAUGGCGAAGCCGUUGAGUGGAGGCUGAGCAGAGGUCUACUUUCCUGGAUCGAGCUUCGAGCCCCUCGGAUCCAGGUUGAACCUCGACAACGUAACGGAGGCUCACCCGUUCCUGGCUGGCUGGGCCUGCAGGUGGUCUUGCCGUAGUUCGGUCAACAUGCUGGUGGUGGCGCUGCUGUCCUUGUGCGCGUCGUCUGGCGGGGCUUCGCCUCCGCCUGAGGGCAUUGACUGGCCGGCCCUGUCGCUGCCUUGGCGUCCCGCGCCAGCGAGUCUUGUUCAGGCCAUGCGCCCCCCGCUGCCUUGGUCCCCCCCGCUGCAAUGCACAGACAACGCCACGUUUCGCGAUUCGUUGGGCUUCCCCUGCACCGAUUGGAUCGAUUACACAUGCGACAGAGCUGCACAAGUGGAGGGAUGGGGUUACACCAAGCAGGCGCAGGAUGACAUCUUGUCGAAUUGCAAGCUUUCCUGUGGCUUGUGCGAGACAGAUGGCGCAUUGCCCAAGGACAGGGGCAACUGUUUCUCCGAGGGCUGCUAUGCUCACAACAAGUCCAAAGGAUGCCAGUGCAACCCCAUGUGUGAGAUGAAAAAGGACUGCUGCUACGACUACGAAGCUAGGUGCUACAAUCGUGAUUAUCCGGAUCUUCUGCCCGACACGGCAGGAAGUUGCAUCGACAAUGGGUGCCACGGCUACGACAAAUCAGUAUCUUGCCAAUGCAACCCAAAGUGCGUCAAGUACAAGAAUUGCUGUCAUGAUUUCCGAGACAGGUGCAAAUGGAACAUAGGUAAUUGUUUGGCUUGGCAGCAAAUCCCAGCAAACAUUUCAAGAGCGAAUUACACAGAGUUGUGCAACAGAGCUGAAUGCCCUUUCUUAUCAAUCAGUGGUCCUGAGCGCGCUGGCUGUUGGUUCAGGUGCGUGCCAAAGUGGGGCUGCGGGUGGGACGUUUCAGAGAUGAGCAUCGCGGACAGGGACCGAAGAGUGUGUCGCAAAUGCUCCAUACCUGGAUGCGUUAAAUGCAAGCAUGGCUCAAGAUCCAAAGGCGUUGAUCAAUGCUCCCAGCAAGGAUGCGCAAGUGGUUAUCAUGUGCGGAACAAUGAAUGUGUGGGGAAUCUUCGGAAUCUGCAUGGCCUCGCCUUCUGCCGCCGGCCCCGCCGCUGACGGACUCGUUGCUCGAUGGUUGCCACGUUGUAGACUGUCGUUCUCUUAAUCCUGGC
This is a messenger RNA of Prorocentrum cordatum, 1260 nucleotides long. Lineage: Eukaryota; Dinophyceae; Prorocentrales; Prorocentraceae. The record is from the annotation of a GenBank genome assembly.